AAGAGGAGGAUUGGCAGUAGUUAGCUCAGGGCUACUCUUGCUCAAAAAAAAAAAAACUCGCAUCAGCUCUGCUGUGGGGCCAGCCCUGGUGCUGGUCCAGUCUUCCAGAAGAAGUAGCCUAGAGCCAGAGAGAACCUGGUGGGCACUGAGGCCCGGCCCCGUCUGCCACUUCACACUCAGGACUUCCUCCCCCCUCACAGCCACCCUCUGACCAGGUGAGGAAGUGGAGAUGUGCAGAGGUCAGGCAGCGCGCAGACAGACCGAUGGUGUGGUCAAGAGGGGAGCCGGGCUUCACAGCCACCUCUGAUCUGUCUUUCCCCAUAACACCUCAUUCUCUCUAAGGCAAUUUUCAAACCGGAUACUCACUUCUGGGGGUUCUCAAAGACAUAGCAAGGGGUAAUGGGGGUACCUAUUUCACCGCAAAACAGGAUACAAGAAUAAAUUGUCCAGAUGCCCAGCCUCCAUGUGUUCUCUCCUCCAGUUGAUUUGCCUGGUGUGAAACUGUCAUGCCAGGUCUCCUCCCCCUGCCCCCCGGCCCUUUUCACUCCCCUCUACCGCUUCACCCCAGAGAUGCCACCCAUCUCACCCAGACCCGUAUUACCUCCAGGGCAUCAGAGUUAGAGGCAAAUUAAAAUUAUUAGUAUCCUCAAAGCCUCAUUUAAUCAAGGCCCCAAGAACCAUCCGUUCUCAUUAAGAUACGUCUCCAAUACAAUUUUAGUUUAUUAUUAAUUAUCAAAAUGUGUGUAAUGUUUGUUGCACUAAUAAUACAUUUUGUACUACUUACAAUAUUAUGAAAAUUCAAUUCAGAAGAAAAAAUUUUUAACUUUUAGGGCGUUAUGGUCACAGGGAAUGUUUAAAAAUUGUUUCAAAUUAUAUACUUUUUUUUUUCAGAGAAGUGUGAUCAAUAAAAGACUUUCAGGCAUAAAAACAUAUUAGGAUAAAUACUGUAGGGAAAGUAGAAUAGAAAUAUAAUUUCUGACUAUUAAGGUCUUGUCACAUGUUUUUUAAAUGGAUAAUAGGUAUAUAAUCACUGUAGUGUUUAGAUUCCAUUGGAUAUAUUUAAAAAGUGAUAUAAAUAGCUUUAUUUUUGAAUGUGAGUAUGUACAAUACACUGGAAAUUAUGUCCUUUGCAACUAUUUAAAAUUACAAUGAAAAUGUGUCUUGUCAACGUAAAAAUGUGUGAGGGGUUCUGUUGGUCUUCAUGCAUAAGGUCCCUGAGCAGGAUCUAUGCCAAGGUUUGAGCUUUAGGAUCUGCAAGGAACCCGAUGGACUAAUCCAUCUCGAUCAGUUUGCAGAUGAGGGCCCCGGAGACCAAGGAGGGUUAGUUGAUUUUCCCAGUGCCAUACAGUUGGGCCUAGAACCCAGGUGUCCUUGCUUGCUCAUUCCUUUCGCUACUUCCUGGACCUCCACUGUGCCCUGAAGUCCCACCACCAGUUUUGAAGAAUGGGGAAGGAAGACAAAAGGGAUCUCAAGACAGUUACUGAAUAGCAGGGAUAUCCCUGGGGUAGGUUACUCUCCCCUCUGUGGCUCCAGCCCCAGUGGCCAGGCUGGGAGGCCAAGUCUUUUGUGCAGCUGAGGCCCAGGAUAAUUGAUUGGAUGUCACAACCUAAGGUCCAUGGACUCCAGCCUGGGGGUUUUCCUUCUAGGGUCUCCUCCGCCCCCUCUCACCUGGGAGUAAACCUGAUCUUUGGGGUUCUGAGAGUCCAGCCUGGGCCACCACCGUCUCAUACAGUACACCUCCCCUGGGACACUUGAAUUUCAUCUAUUGGCCAUCAUAAUAAAUAUACCAAGGAAUGGUCCCCCUUUAGAUCUGAUGUCUUGUGCAUUGCACAACCACCACGGUUUACACAGCACUCCUGGGGCCAAACUAACCCCUCAGACCAGACAGGAGCUGGGGCUGGGCCAAGUCCCUGGGGUCACCGUGCACUAAAGUGGCUAACCCUGCUGAUAUGCCUCCCAGGCCUGAGUUGGACACAGUGCCAUGCACAGCCAUCUGCAGUGGUGGGCUCUCAUGCUCAGAACUCAGGAGACAGGCUGGACCACACCAGUGAUGAGGCAGACACAGAUUUUUUUAAUGACUACCAAGGUUUGGUUAGUUUUAUCUUCCCGACCCCUGAUUUCCCUGUGGAGCAAACACACAGUAAAGUUGGGGAGUGGUGGGGGUGACUGACCAAACAGAGGCAGACCCAAGCAGGCUGUGGACAAAGACAGCCCUGAACAGCAGGCCUGGCCCUGAAACAUGAACUAGAACAUGGUUGGAGCUGGGGACACAGACCUAAGAGGGUCAAGGGUACACAGGACUAACAAGAAAGGACACAGGCUGCUGUCAGGACACAUACCCGAAGCUAGGACCCUGCUGAGUGGCAGCCCUCUGCCCUGGCCCCUCACUGCCCCCCGCCCCUCUCCCCCGCCUGCCAGCUGCCAACAGAACUCUGCUCUGUGUCUGCCACACCUGUCACUGCCUGUCCUUGUCCAGGGGGUGCCCCAUCAGCCCCUCCUCAGCCGCCCAGCAGAGCAAGCAGUUAGUGGGGAGGGGAGGGAACAUGGAGUGGGGGCCGGUGGUGGGGGCAGGGCCGGGGGCCGGGGCCCGAAUCCGGGCAGUACUGGGCUGCCUGGUCAAGGUGCUGCUCUGGGUGGCCUCUGCUUUGCUGUACUUUGGAAGUGAACAAGCUGCUCGCCUCCUGGGCAGCCCCUGCUUGCGGCGCCUCUACCACGCCUGGUUGGCAGCAGUGGUCAUCUUUGGGCCCCUUCUGCAGUUCCACGUCAACCCUCGGACUAUCUUCGCCAGCCACGGCAACUUCUUCAACAUAAAGUUUGUGAAUUCAGCGUGGGGCUGGACAUGCACCUUCCUGGGGGGCUUCGUGUUGCUGGUAGUUUUCCUGGCUACAAGGCGUGUAGCAGUGACUGCCCGGCACCUGAGCCGGCUGGUGGUGGGGGCAGCUGUGUGGCGGGGGGCCGGCCGGGCCUUCCUGCUCAUUGAGGACCUGACGGGCUCCUGUUUCGAGCCUCUGCCCCAGGGCCUGCUGCUCCACGAGCUGCCCGACCGCCGCAGCUGCCUGGCGGCCGGCCACCAGUGGCGGGGCUACACCGUUUCCUCCCACACCUUCCUGCUCACCUUCUGCUGCCUGCUCAUGGCCGAGGAAGCGGCAGUGUUCGCCAAGUACCUGGCCCACGGGCUGCCCGCCGGUGCGCCCCUGCGCCUCGUCUUCCUACUCAACGUGCUGCUGCUGGGCCUCUGGAACUUCUUGCUGCUCUGUACUGUCAUCUAUUUCCACCAGUAUACUCACAAGGUGGUGGGUGCCGCCGUGGGCACCUUUGCCUGGUACCUCACCUACGGCAGCUGGUAUCACCAGCCCUGGUCUCCAGGGAGCCCGGGCCACGGGCUCUUCCCUCACCCACACUCCAGCCGCAAGCACAACUGAAAGAAAUAAAAACACAUCAGGCCUG
Molecule: messenger RNA, 3447 nt
Organism: Equus caballus (horse)
Lineage: Eukaryota; Metazoa; Chordata; Mammalia; Perissodactyla; Equidae
Gene: FITM1
Product: fat storage inducing transmembrane protein 1
Biological process (GO): lipid droplet organization; lipid storage; phospholipid biosynthetic process
Cellular component (GO): endoplasmic reticulum membrane
Molecular function (GO): coenzyme A diphosphatase activity
Source: RefSeq, a predicted model, not a curated record